Molecule: messenger RNA, 843 nt
Organism: Sardina pilchardus (European sardine)
Lineage: Eukaryota; Metazoa; Chordata; Actinopteri; Clupeiformes; Clupeidae
Gene: synprb
Product: synaptoporin b
Exons: 5
Coding region: 1-843 (280 amino acids)
Cellular component (GO): synaptic vesicle membrane; synaptic vesicle
Source: RefSeq, a predicted model, not a curated record
AUGUGUAUGGUCAUAUUUGCUCCGGUCUUGGCCAUUUUUGCAUUCGCAACAUGUGGAGGUUACUCUGGUCAGCUGAGGGUGAGAGUGGACUGUGCGGACAAGACCCAGACCAACAUCACCGUCAGCUUUGGCUAUCCUUUCAGGUUUGAACAAGUGCAUUUCAAAGUGCCUCUGUGCGAGCUUCAGAGACAUGAAGUACUGUUUUUGGAGGGCGACUUUUCCACUCCUGCACAGUUUUUUGUGGCAGUUGCUGUCUUUGCUUUCCUAUACUCCCUCCUGGCCACCGUUGUUUACUUUUUCUACCAGAACAAUUAUCGAGAAAAGAACAGGGGCCCUCUUUUGGACUUUCUGGUGACAGUGAUUUUCUCCUUCCUGUGGCUGCUGAGCUCGUGUGCUUGGGCCAAAGCUCUCUCGGGGGUGAAGGAAACCGUAGAUAGCACCCAGGUCUUAUUCCUCAUGGCUGCUUGCAGAGAGACGGCCAAUGAGUGUGAAGCUUUGGAGAAACCAGUCUGGACUCGCCUCAACACAUCUGUGGUAUUUGGAUUUUUAAACAUCACAUUGUGGGCUGGCAACAUCUGGUUUGCCUACAAAGAGACCGGCUUACACAAAACCCGCCAGAGACCCACCAGGACCCUCUCAGAGAAACAGAGCAGUUUCAGUCAACGGCAAUACAGCCAGGGCAGCUUUGACCAAUCAGGACCAUCCCUUGGCCAACAGCUGUAUCGCCAGGUCAGCUUUGACCAUUCAGCAGGAGGCUUUAGCCUUCCAAACAGCAGCCUGAGUCCGGCCUCCGUCUUUACCUCCUCCUCCAGAGGACCACUCAUACUGAUCAAUGACAUGUAA